This is a messenger RNA of Aspergillus mulundensis, 690 nucleotides long. RefSeq lists its product as uncharacterized. The record is from RefSeq and is a predicted model, not a curated record. The transcript has a single exon. Gene Ontology annotation, biological process: intracellular signal transduction; protein phosphorylation. Bases 1 to 690 code for a protein of 229 amino acids. Gene Ontology annotation, molecular function: ATP binding; protein serine/threonine kinase activity. Lineage: Eukaryota; Fungi; Ascomycota; Eurotiomycetes; Eurotiales; Aspergillaceae.
AUGGUUACCCAUGACAGUGAAGAAGACACGCAACCAAUCAUCCGCGAGGCUAUGGUCUACGAGAUCCUCGGCGCUCAUCCGCGGAUUGCCGAAUGGCUCUCCAGAGGCAGAUCCGACUUCGUCGACAUUAAGUACUACCCGCGUGGCGACCUUGCGAGUUAUAGCCAGAGAAAUACCAUCACCGCCGAACUCCAGUCAAAGUGGUUCCAGCAGAUCCUAGAAGCUGUCGUUGCUAGCCACAGCCAUGGCGUCAUCCACUCCGAUCUCGCCCUGCGCCAGUUCUUCGUGGACGACGCAUUAAACGUACGACUGGGCGACUUCAACUCUUCUCAGUGCCCGGGCCACCCAGCACUAGGCUACGAGAAAGCCUCACACUGCCUGCCCCGGGAUUACGACCUUCCCAACACUGAAGCCUCCGAUGUCUUUGCGUUGGGCUCGACGCUCUACGAGCUCGUUGCUGGACACGCACCCUAUAGCGAACUUGCGGGGCCGCGUUCCGAUGAUCCCGAUGUGAUCAAGGCGCAGAUCAGACGGCAGCACGUUGUAGACCGUGAGAUUGAGUCUCGGUAUAGGAACCAAGUCUUCCCGGAUGUCUCUGGGUUGUUUGGCGGAGGAAUCAUAUUGGGUUGCUGGAGAGGCGAGUUUCAGAACGCGAAAGAGGCGCUUGAUCGGUAUGUAGAUGGGCUGUAG